This is a messenger RNA of Anolis sagrei ordinatus, 3569 nucleotides long. It is a transcript of the gene SNRNP35, whose product is annotated as small nuclear ribonucleoprotein U11/U12 subunit 35. Gene Ontology annotation, cellular component: U12-type spliceosomal complex; precatalytic spliceosome. Gene Ontology annotation, molecular function: snRNA binding; mRNA binding. Lineage: Eukaryota; Metazoa; Chordata; Lepidosauria; Squamata; Anolidae. Gene Ontology annotation, biological process: mRNA splicing, via spliceosome. The record is from RefSeq and is a predicted model, not a curated record.
GGGGUUUGGGUAACCAUGGCACCGGAGGCGGGCCUUCGUUCACGGGACCUGGGCACCCCGCCGCCAGGAGGCGCCCAGCAGACGUUUCCAAAACAAACCCCUCUCUUGCUUUCGGGACUUCGGCAGAUUCGCCAGAAAGCAACCCCAGCUGCCAUCAAAAAUGUGCUCGGCCCCGAAGAAAUAAAAAGAGCCCUUCUUCUCCUACUCCGAGAGCCAGUCUCAUCCUGGAAGCGGAGUGGUCUUGCUGUUUGUGGCGAAUCGGCGGCUGCGGACAAGAAACAGCUCCCUCUCCCUCCUGCAUGCCUUCAUAGGGCGUUCCUAAAGUGUCGGAGAAUGAAUGAGUGGGCCCCCAUUGCCAAAGAGUACGAUCCCCUCAAAGCAGGAAGCAUCGAUGGCACCGACGAGGAACCCCAUGAUCGUGCCGUUUGGAGGGCCAUGCUGGCCCGCUACGUCCCCAACAAAGGUGUUUCGGGAGACCCCCAUCUCACCCUGUUUGUGGCCAGGCUCAACUUGCAGACCACCGAGGACAAACUGAAGGAGGUCUUUUCCCGAUACGGAGACAUCCGGAAGAUCCGCCUAGUGCGAGACCUGGUCACUGGCUUUUCCAAGGGCUAUGCCUUCAUCGAGUACAAAGAGGAGCGGGCUCUUAUCAAAGCCCACCGAGACACCAACAGGCUGGUUAUCGACCAGCGGGAGGUAUUUGUGGACUUUGAGCUGGAGAGGACGCUGAAAGGAUGGAUCCCUCGGCGGCUUGGGGGCGGCUUUGGGGGCAAAAAGGAAUCGGGGCAGCUGCGGUUUGGAGGCCGGGACCGGCCUUUCCGGAAGCCCAUCAAUUUACCUGCAAUGAAAAGUGAUUUUUAUGGAGAGGGACCGAUGGAAAGAAGAGAUCGAGUGUGGUCCAGAGACGGGACAAGGGACGUGAAGACAAGGGACCGUGAUCAUGAAAGGAACAGAGAACAGCGGCGGGCAGAACAGGACCGGGCGCAGGGCUGGGGAGAGAGGGACUGGGAACGGCACGGGCGGGAGGAAAGGAACCGAGGGAGGGAGGGAAGGGACCGAGAGAGAAAAGACCGAAGUCGGGACCGCAGCUUGAAGAAAGCCCGGGAUGAAGAGGAGUACUGAUAGGACAUGACAUGGCGGAAGGACAGUAGUCUCUCUCAUUGUGUAUAUGUGUCAAGCUUUUUCCUGAAUGUGACCAGUGUUGCAAAACAUCAUAGUAACUGUUUGGCUGCAAGAGAUCUUUCUUGACUGCAGUUCCCAAGACUCUCCAAUCAGCAUCAUCAGUGACUCUGCAGUGCAAUUUGGAGAGCUGCCAUCCAUAAAGUCACCCCCCCCCCCCCAUUCUGAUGUCAACAAUAUAUUAGUGGAAUCCAAAUGGAGGGAAUUUCUUCCAUAGAAAGGGAAAAAGGAGAAAAGGGACGAUUCUAGGUUGGGUAAAAGAAGAGAAAGUCCCUAAACGAGCUGAAACCUAGAGAGCUUAUUUGUCAGACUCUGGAAGAUCUUGGAGUUAAAAUCAAGCUCACAACAAAUCAAACGCUGGAGCCAAGUGGUUUAUUCCUUCUUUCCACAAUCCUAAAACAGUUCUGAAGUUUUCUCACUCAAACCUCCUCUAUAUAUCAGCCCCAACUCCCAUCCGCCCCCUAGUGGCCAAACAUUGUGCCCACAGUCUGUUAACUGCAGUUUCGAUUUCCCUCACAAAAACACAUGUCUUAUCUACACUACCUUCCCCAACUGUACUCAGCCUCCCUUCCCCCACUUCCCUUCUUUAUGGCAGAGAACCAAAGUAGCCAGUCCCAGGCUGAUACGGUGAUCCUGACAUCAUUCGGUCCACGAAGAGGAGACAGCAUAGAAAAAAGGAGAUUCGGGAGAUGUCUGAGAUGUGAGACCAUCCUGAAUUUUAUGUUUUACUGUGGAUGAAUUAAGACAAAUGUUUGCCAAACCAAACACUUUUCCAUAGGUUGUGCAAAAACCACACACACAAAAAUUAAUUCAGAAAUAGUUUAUUUGGAAUAUUAAAAAGAUCUGCAAUUGACACCGCCUCCCCACCCACCCAGCCCCUUUAAACUCUGUUUAUUGCCUUUUUACCUUGCAACACCCUGAAUCUUGAAUAAAGACACACAUUCACUCUGUUUGCAUAUCCCAACCGUGGUGUCCAUUCCCUUUUCUAGUAUGGCCUUACUCUACAACUGCUUUAUGGGAACUGUUGCUAGAGCAUAAACGAUUUUUGGGGACCGCAGUGAUCGAGGAAAGAGGUCUAUGUUUGAGUUGGGAUGUAAAAAAUGCCCCCCCCCCCCAAAAAAAAAGUGUCGAUUGAAACACAGCUACUCAUUAUUCACACUCCUGUAUCCAUGCCUUUGGGCUCCAGCAAUGUCAAUGCAGAAUUUAGCAGCUAGGAGGAGGAAUUUAGGUUCCUGAGAAUCGGCCACCAGUUUCUAAAAGCAUGUUUCUAGUCCUCUUGAUUAUUAAAGGGGGAAAGGGCUCUGCAGUACCUCCUGUGUCCUGAGGAUGAGUUCUAGUGGCAUUCUAGCUCACAUUGGGAACACCCAAGUUGAACGAAGGCGGUUUUAGAUAUGAGAGCAGCCUAGGGAAUCACUAUACAAAAAUGACUGGCCUAAAAGAAAAUUUACUAGUGUGCGGACCAGGUUUUACCUAAGUUUUGACGCCAGCUGUAGAAGAGGAGGAGCUCUUUGUGGGCCAAGAACAGAAAUGCAGACCUAAUUGGUUUGAGCAAACCAAUAAAAUAUGUGCCUUCUAUCCAAUGCAAAGGUUCAACCCCCACAUAGGCUUCGGUCAUCACACAAUAUUUUCACUAUGGGUGGUGAACAGGGGUUAUCUUUUCUUCCAAAGCCACUUGUCCCUCCUAUUCCAUUUCACUUAUGGCAUCUCUUAUGCUGUGUCUCUUGUUGCGCUCUAGAGCUUGAUGAACUGCAACUUCCAUCCACAUUCACCAUUGGCUAUCCUAGCUAGAGCUACUGGGAUGUGAAGUCCAAUGUCUAGAGGGCUGCACAUUGCCCCUCCUGCAUUAAAAUGGCGCUUUAAUGCUUUGACACAAUGUCUUCCCACCCAUAUUUUAAUGUGAAACCUAGAAGAGUUCUAGAAUAGUUGUUUGGCUCUAGUCUGCUGGAUGUUUUGGACUUCCGACCCCCAGAAACCCAUAGCUAACAGUCAGGGUUUCAAGGAGUUGAAUCUCAAAAACACUGACAGGGGAAAGGUUUAAAGCCACUGUUCUAGACAACUUUGUGAUAUUUUCAUUAGUCCUCAUAAAGGCGGUUGGAGUCGAGGCUGCAUGGCAGAUGACAAGAGGUCAGGGAAAACAAGCUUUUUCUUUAAUGAAAGAUUGCAAUCUGCCUUACCACCCAUCCAAACACAUAUCCUUACAGCUUCGGACUAUCUAAAGUGAGUGGCAUCAAGUGUUCAAAGCCAAACGCUCCUAGCGUUUAAUUCCUUUUAACAGAAGUCCGUCCCUUCAAGACGGGAUACAGCAACACAAGAUGCAUCACACCCUAAGCAGGAGAACCCCUGAUACUGAGGUUGACCAAAAGAGAAUAAAGUUGGCCACCGACAAACAA